UACAGGUAUCCGUUUCCACAUAGCCGAGUCUAUCUAUCUAUUAAUAACCGGGUACGAGUUGUCAUUUGGCAACCCUGUAUACGCUUACCGGGUAGGAGUUGUCAUUUGGCAUUUCGCUUGGCCAUAAAAGAGAGGAACAAAUGCGCUUCGAAUGACUCUUUGCGAUUCCCGUUGCGGAAACGUCAUGUCCAAGGACACCUUUCCCUUCUCCUCCUCCACAUCACCGCGCUCCCUGAGGCUAGAGCAGGAGUUGCAAGAGUGGGAGGACGCACGAAGGGCCCUGGCCCAGAGGCGCGCACUCACCCGAGAGCCGCUACCGAGAGCCCCCUCCCGCAGGGCUACGCCGCGGCUCCAGGAGGUGCGGGCCGCCCCGCCUAUCGUCCGCUGCCGUGACGCUGCCGUCCGCAAUACCUUCAUGUGCGGGGACAUGAAGGGGGUGUACGCCAUCCUCAGGGACCCCGCCAUGGUCAACGCUCAGAUGGAGACGGUGCAUGAGGAGAUGACGUGGGCCCCGGAGAUGGGCAUAUGGACCAUAAGCUCCAAGGUGAAGCAGACGUCCGCCCUGCGCCUGGCUUCCGGCGGUGGGCACGCAGCGUGCGUGGAGGAGCUCUUGUCCCGCGGAGCCGAGGUGAACGCUGAGCCGGGAGGUGCCGCGGCGCUCCACGAUGCCUGCGCGGGAGGACACGCCGCCUGCGUCAAACUGUUGCUGGCCCACGGAGCGGACGCGCAACUGCUGACGGCCGAUGGAAGCGCUCCUCUUCACCUGUGCACCUCGCCCCUCUCGUUACCGUGCGCCGAGCUGCUUCUGGACGACGGCGCCGACGUGAACGCGAGGACGGCCGAGUCCAGGCUUACUCCGCUGCACGUGGCCGCCUCCGGGGGCCUGGAGGGCCACGUGGAGCUGCUGCUCUCCCACGGCGCCGACGUGCUGGCCACCAACCUGGAGGGGGAGACGGCUCUGAACGCCGCCUGCGCCAAAGCCGACAAGCCGUCGGAGGUGGGCCGCUACCUGGCCGUGGUGCGCGGGUUGCUGGACGCGGGCGCCGACCCGCGCACGGCGGGUAAGAAGCGCCACACGCCGCUGCACAACGCUUGCCACAAUUGCAGCCCGGCCAUGGUGGAGCUGCUGCUGCGGUACGGGGCCGAGGCAGAUGUCAGCAACAGCGCCGGCUACACGCCCUUGGAGUGUGCGCUGCAGGUGCUUGAGGACAACUUGGACCGACAACCUGAAGCAGUGGUACAGAUGCUCCUGAAUCAUGGAGCCAAACCUGUCCCACCAAAGGUUGGCAAAAGCCCCAGUCGAGAUCAUUUGGAAGCUGGCUGGCUGUGUGGGUGGGUGGGUGGCCGGCUGGCUGGCCCCGGCCGGCUGACUUUGGUUCUCCUCAACUCGUACCCGUACGUCCCGCCGUGCGACUGGAUGGAAGACCACGACGGCGGCCCUUUCUUCGAACGAGUCCGUGAGCUGAGCGGUCAGCCUCGCUCACUGCAGCACCUCUGUCGCUGCGCUUUGCGUCGUUGCUUGGGGGCGCUUUGCCACUCGCAAGCGGGUCGACUGGACGUCCCCGGCUCGGUUAGGGAUUACCUGCUGCUGCAGAACGACGGCAGGCUGCACUAAAUUUGCCCUUGCUUUUUGUUGCUCGUUGGAUCUCUAUCGCAUAUUGAAAUGAAAACAAUAUCACAUUUUUUCUCCAAUUUUGAGCUGACAAAUGUAUGGUUUCAAUUAGGGCUGUGGCGGUUCGUGACGUCACUCACGCCUCUUAAAGGCGCACAUCCAGCACACUACGACUACCGUACGGAGUUAUGACGCUUCAGAAAAACGCUUUGCUUUGCUUUUUCAUUUAUUUUCCUUGACUUCAAAAAACAAAAACGACUCAGUAGUAUAUUUUUAGGGGGACAAGAAUGUACGCUAUCUUGACACGGCUGGGACGAAUGGAUUUGUUACGGGGUCUUUUCUAUGACAUGCAUUAAAAUACAGAAAAGAAUAAACGCCAGUAGGUCAAAUAAAUAAAGCUUGUGCGAGAACAUCAGCACAGCAACGGCUUGCUGACGUCCCUCCUCUCUUC
Messenger RNA from Syngnathus typhle (broad-nosed pipefish), 2063 nucleotides. It is a transcript of the gene asb16, whose product is annotated as ankyrin repeat and SOCS box containing 16. Lineage: Eukaryota; Metazoa; Chordata; Actinopteri; Syngnathiformes; Syngnathidae. Gene Ontology annotation, molecular function: transmembrane transporter binding. The record is from RefSeq and is a predicted model, not a curated record. Gene Ontology annotation, biological process: intracellular signal transduction; negative regulation of delayed rectifier potassium channel activity; neuronal action potential. The transcript is spliced from 6 exons. Bases 152 to 1615 code for a protein of 487 amino acids. Gene Ontology annotation, cellular component: cytoplasm; nucleus; synapse.